AUGCAAUGGGUCAUUGACUUAGUAGGACUCUUGCCACCCGUGCCCGCCAAGAAUGACAUGAUGAUCUUCGCCACCGACUACUAUACUAAAUGGAUCGAGGCCGAAACUCUAUCCUCUAUUAAAGAAGCCGAUGUGGAGCGAUUCAUCUGGGGAAACAUCAUCUGCAGGUUUGGUUGCCUACAAUCGCUGGUAGAUCCCCGCAAAACUGUCGCCCAUAAGCAGCGUCCUAAGGGAGACGCAGGGCAACAACCAAAGCGUCCUUCGGGAGACGCAGCCCGUAAAAAGCGUCCUAAGGGAGACGCAGGGAUAGACACACAGUUGCCCAUAAGCAGCGUCCUUCGGGAGACGCAGGGCGACGACCAAGGCAUCCUAAGGGAUGUGCAGAAUACGCCCGAAGCCUCUGAAGGGGGGCCCUGGCACUCGCCAACUUCCUAA
This is a messenger RNA of Prunus armeniaca (apricot), 435 nucleotides long. The record is from the annotation of a GenBank genome assembly. Lineage: Eukaryota; Viridiplantae; Streptophyta; Magnoliopsida; Rosales; Rosaceae.